Messenger RNA from Trematosphaeria pertusa, 1264 nucleotides. RefSeq names its product NADH-cytochrome b5 reductase 1. The record is from RefSeq and is a predicted model, not a curated record. Lineage: Eukaryota; Fungi; Ascomycota; Dothideomycetes; Pleosporales; Trematosphaeriaceae. Gene Ontology annotation, cellular component: endoplasmic reticulum. The transcript is spliced from 3 exons. Gene Ontology annotation, molecular function: oxidoreductase activity. Bases 143 to 1060 code for a protein of 305 amino acids.
AGCACCUCUAACAUACCCCACAGCCCCGACAUCGUUCCGCACUCUGCGACCGUAUAUUUUGAGCGCGGGGCCCCAAUUGGCACUGGAAGCACGCUGAUAUCAACCGCUUGAUUGCUGUCGCGGCUUCCGCUCCUCCUCGAAAAUGGUGUCUCCUACGGGCCCCGAAAUGGUGCAGGGAGUCUACAUCCCCUCCGCGCUGCUCCUGGUGGGAACGGCGAUUGUGAAGAAGGAAUGGCUACCAUUCGCUGUGGUGCUCGCCGCGGUGUUGGGAGGCUGGAAGGUCUUCAGCAAUGCUCCCCGCAAAGUGCUCAAGCCCAACGACUUCCAGCAAUUCGAGCUGAAGGAGAAGACGAUCCUCUCACAUAAUACCGCAAUCUACCGCUUCAAGCUCCCGCGAGCCACCGACAUCCUCGGCCUCCCCAUCGGCCAGCACAUCUCCCUCGCCGCCACCAUAGCCGGCCAGCCGAAAGAAGUCGUCCGCUCCUACACCCCGAUAUCCUCCGACGAAGACAAGGGUUACUUCGACCUCCUCAUCAAAUCAUACCCCACCGGCAACAUCUCCAAGCAUGUCGCGGGACUCAUGGUCGGCCAGACAAUGAAGGUCAAGGGACCCAAGGGCGCUAUGGUAUAUAACCCGAAUAUGGUCAGGCAUUUUGGCAUGAUUGCUGGGGGUACUGGCAUCACGCCCAUGCUGCAGAUUAUCAAGGCCAUUAUCCGCGGACGAGAGGCGGGCGAUGCAACCGAGGUGGAUCUGCUUUUCGCAAACGUCAACCCGGAAGACAUCCUGCUGAAGGAGGACCUGGAUACACUUGCAGCGAAGGAUCCUAAGUUCAGGGUGCACUACGUGCUCAACAACCCGCCUGACAAGUGGGACGGCGGCGUUGGCUUCGUUACAGCUGACCUGAUUAAGACGAAGCUUCCUGCUCCUGCGAAGGACGUCAAGAUCCUCGUUUGCGGUCCUCCGCCUAUGGUCUCUGCUAUGAAGAAGGCAACUGAGAGCCUGGGCUAUACAAAGGCACGCCCCGUCAGCAAGCUCGAGGACCAGGUCUUCUGCUUCUAAGCGUUAGGCAGUUGUGGCGAACUGAGAAGGAGAUCUGGGGUUCCCGCUUCGGCUGUAAAGAGAUAAAGAGGUGCCCUCAAAUCAUAUGUCGACGGCAUAAAACUUAGACUUCUGGUACGUUUGGUUUGCUACGGUAAAGGCUGCAUGGAAUGCGCCGGUUCCAGCAUCAUAGCGAAAUACCAUUUAUAAUUCAUGAAAUGUAUU